This is a messenger RNA of Thermochaetoides thermophila DSM 1495, 2133 nucleotides long. RefSeq lists its product as uncharacterized. Gene Ontology annotation, molecular function: DNA-binding transcription factor activity, RNA polymerase II-specific; RNA polymerase II cis-regulatory region sequence-specific DNA binding. The record is from RefSeq and is a predicted model, not a curated record. Bases 1 to 2133 code for a protein of 710 amino acids. The transcript is spliced from 2 exons. NCBI's taxonomy places the organism in Eukaryota, Fungi, Ascomycota, Sordariomycetes, Sordariales, Chaetomiaceae. Gene Ontology annotation, biological process: regulation of transcription by RNA polymerase II.
AUGGCUGCCACGUUCCGUCCAGUUAACAGUCCGCUUCCGGCGGAGCAACGUAAGGACACCAUCGCCACCCCGACGAUGACCCCGCGUCCGAGUACCGCCCCCUCGCAGACUCCGAGACCCGCGCAAGACGCCGUUUUCAGCGCUGGCGCAUUAGCCUCACAGAAGCCCCUCCCGAAUGACCGGUUUCCCGACUCCGUAGCGAUCCCUGAAUCUACACCGCCCACGGCUGGCCAAAAAAGAGAACGAGAACACUCGCAGCAACCGAGUCGAGCGAAAUCCGAUGAUGUUGCGAUGAACGAAUCAGAAGGAGAGCCAGGUGCGGCUGGUGCAAGAGGAGGAACGAGCGGGGCAGCAGGGUCGACUGGGACACAGGGAAGCAAUGAUGAGGGUCACGGUUCUGGGGACGAGAGCAACGAUGGAAACAAAUCGAAGAAGAAGAAGUCGCAGCGCUUCUACUGCACAGACUAUCCUCCAUGCAACCUCAGCUUUACCAGGAGUGAGCACCUCGCUCGUCAUAUCAGAAAACACACAGGCGAGCGCCCGUUUCAAUGUCAUUGCUCUCGUCGCUUCUCACGACUCGAUAAUUUGCGGCAGCAUGCACAGACGGUGCAUCUGAACGAGGACAUUCCGAUUGACUCUUUGGCUGCGACCGGCACACGAUACCAGAGGCAGAUUCGGACAGACAGGAUAGGCAGGACGACAGGCAGGGUCCGGUCGACGACAACUUCGAGCAUUGGGCCAGUUCGUGGCCAUGCCAAGUCAUUGUCCACAUCCAACAUCGCCAAUUUGUCGUCAAUCACCGGCUCAGCUUUCACUCUUGGCGACAAUGGUCGGCGGCCACCACCGCUGGUCGUGAACGAUCCCAUGGCCCGGCCAUCGUUUGAGCAUUAUGCAUCUGGUGAGGGCCCGCAAUACCGUGCUCCCUCGCCUGGCGACUUCAGCACACCGACCUCAGCUACAUUUUCUACUGCUCAGAACAGCCCUCGGUGGAACCCCAUCGUGGCUCCCAGCGGCGGUCAUGGGGGUCAUGGCCAUGUCCGGUCGCAAAGCAUGUAUGUCGACUCGAAGACCACUCCUGCACGUCGCCUGAGUGUUCCCUCUGGCGGCAACCCAUUCCAGUCACCUGGCGGACCAAGCGCCAGACCUGUCUUUGGUCCCUCGGCCAUCGGCUCCUCCGGAAGCGAGUCCGCCUCGCCGGCUCAGGGCAGCAUCCUGUCACCACCUGCGGGUUCAGCGCCGACAUGGCAGAGGAGGGAAUCUGUGUCGACCGUGGCAGAUGAUACUUGGCGGCGUCGGACUUGGCAUCCAGACAGCCGUGAUUUCAAUCCAAGCAGGCUCAGCCAAGUUAUGGUGCCUUCACAGAUCGCCCCCGAAACCAUUUCCGAUCAUCCCCCGCCUCUGUCGCAGCCCAUCCGUCUGCCAGGUAUCGAAUCUUUCGACAACAUCAGGCCGCCAACCCCUCCCAGACGUGCUCUUUCGCCUAUGAGAGUUGACACAGAGCUUGCCAUCCGGCCCGGACCUGGUCCUCGGCCCGAUCCCAUCCUAGACCGCAGGCCGACCGUGCAGUGGGACUCGAGCUUGGAUCGUGGCAUUAACCGGCUGGACCUUAACACCCCUCCGAGAGACAGUGCCGGUGCCUGGGCCCACGAGACCAACCAGGCCUUGAUGAUGCGCAACGAGCCUGUGCGCGACCCUCCCAAGCCGCAAACCUACACGACCCCUUACCCACCACACCCACAGUACACCACUGCAUCGGGUCCCCCCCAGUACACAACCUCUGGGCCUCCUCAGUAUACUGCGGCUCCCGCUCCCGAGCCCGUUCGUGAACCGCCACGUCAUGUGAGUUGGUAUGACGGCCCUCCUGCUGCUCCCCCGCCUCCUCCGCAGCCUCGGGAGCCGACGUACGACACCAGACCCCGUAUGGACCGCAUGCUGCAUCCGAACCUGAGCAAUUUCCAGGGCUUCCCUGCACGGGAGCAGCCUCCUCCCGUCCGUCAGCACACCGUGCCUGUCAUGGAGCCCAAUCCGUAUACUGCGGAACGCCCCCCGAACCAGUCAGGUAAUACGUCUGAGUCAAUGAAAAGGCUGCAGGCGCUUGUGGCUGUGGCAACCAGUGAGGGAACUGCUUACUGA